GGAUGAUUGGUCUUGUCGUUCAAAUUAUAGGCGGGGGUGAGGAAACAUGGACAAAUAGUCAUUGCCAGAUUCUUUAUUUGUGCUCAAAACUCACUUGAAGUUGAAGUAUUUUCUAGGUAUUAAAGAUGCCAAAGAUGGAGAGUAAAUUGUCACUGUUGGCUGCAUAUGAUGAUAUUAUGAGGAAGUCUAGAGUUCUAAAGGCAGGAGAUGAAACAGAAUUUAGACGAUUUGUUGGAAACCAGGAACAGUGUCGAGUUAAAUGGCACAAUUUAGAAGUAGAGGUGGAACACCUUCAGGAGAGAAUUCAUCGAUUAGAAGCAGAAAACAGCGGCUUAAACCUGAAACUUAAACACGCUAGAGGGCAGAUAGAAGAGGAACUAGAAAAACGACUGAUAUUAGAACACGAACGCGAGGAACAGGAGCGGCAGAUAGGGUUGAUCAGAGAGCUUUUGAAUGACCGCAAUGGCCGAGGAACACUGAACGAGCAAGAUAGAGAGAAACUGUUCAUGCUUAGUACCACCCACAGAUCGCAUCUAGAGGGAUCUCCCUCUAAAAGGAAAUCAGAAACUGCUCACAGAGAAGGAAAGAGACUAAGGACAAUCAACGAGUCAGCCCAUUCCAUGUUGUCAGAUGAUGAAUACGAUAAGACAGAAGAUGACCUUCACACGACCUACCUCAGAAGUGGACGCAAGUUUAAGCGACCCUCAGCCCCUCCAAUGGAGGAGGAAUUUCCCAAAAAGAGAAGAAGUGGUGAUGAGAAAGACAAUUCUAUUAUCACCACGACAACUGUGACCAUCGGAGCAGAUGGAGCACCUGUUGCUGCAGAGACAGAGGUCAAAACGGUUAAAACUCUUAACAAGAGCUUCAGUGAGCCAGCCUUAGACAAACACGUUGCUGCCCCAGACAGAGAUGCAGACAGUGAACCCGAGUCAGAGGAUUCAUACUAUGCCACGCCCAGAAAUAAUAACAACAAAAGACGGAAGUCCCGGGGAAUUCUCAAAACCACCCCAUUGGAAGCACCCAUUUUGCGUAAAGCCAACUCUGCCGGUCGAGGUUUGAACCGAGUCCAUGUAUUCAUGUCCAAAACUAUCAUCAAACCAGAGAGUUGUGUACCGUGUGGAAAGAGGAUUAAGUUUGGUAAACUAGCAAUGAAAUGUAAAGACUGCAGGUCCACAUGUCACCCUGACUGUAAGGAUAAGCUCCCCUUGCCCUGUAUACCCCUAGCCCCUGGUACUCCCAGUGGUAACAAAGCUAUUGGGGGAAUUAUCGGGGACUUUGCCCCAAUAGAGAGACCCAUGAUUCCAGCUCUUGUGGUGCACUGUGUAAAUGAAGUGGAGGCCAGAGGACUUGUUGAAGUUGGCAUAUAUCGUGUUCCUGGGGCUGACUCUCAGGUCAAGGAGCUGAAAAAGGAAUUUAUGAAAGGAAAAGGUUUGCCAAACUUGUCCCACAUCGAUGACAUUCAUGUGGUAUGUGGCUGCCUGAAGGAUUUCCUGAGAGGACUGAAGGAGCCCUUGGUGACCUUUGGACUGUGGAAGGACUUCGUGGGUGCUGCAGAGAAUCGAGACCGCGCUCUGGGUCUGUCGGAGAUGUACCAAGCCAUUAGUCAAAUGCCUCAGGCUAAUAAAGACACACUAGCCUUCCUUGUCUUGCAUCUACUCAGAGUUGGUGAUAUCCCGGACUGUAAAAUGCCUCUUAGUAACCUGGCCAAGGUGUUUGGACCGACCAUCAUAGGCUACUCCGUGCCAGACCCUGAACCACUACAGAUGAUCAACGAGACUAAAUACCAGUCUAUGGUGAUGGAGAAGAUGUUCGAGAUUCCUGUCGAUUACUGGGAAUCAUAUCUGAAUGUGGAGGAGGAGAACAUUUACCCAAACCAGUAUAACACCCCGAAAACCCCAGACGGGGCACUUCCCCACAGUCGCUUGGGCCCGCUGCACACUCCAGGGUCGCAGGAAUUCCGCAGUAAAACGUGGAGCAAGAACUCCUUCACUCCCAAUAAAGGCAAGAAGGGUCGACUCCUCCCUCCUCUCGUACCACUGCCUCGGUCAGUCAGCGAGUCCAUGAUAUAAGAUUCUCCAGCAAGACUCAACAUAUCAGCAAAAAGCCAAGUCAUUUCUUUUCAUCACCGAAACUCAACUAAGGCCAAUGUGGUUCAAGUGAAUUGUGAAUUCAUGUAUAUACGACAUUGAUCAGGAAAAGCUAGAAAUGUUGUUAUGGAGGGCAGCUUUUUGUAGAACAUACGGAGUUUUUUUGUAGAUACAGAGUAUCUGAAUCCUGUACUGUAGCUUGUGUGUACAGCCAGUCAGGAUAACCAACAGAUAUGUUGAAGUAUCAUAUCGCAGUAUAUCUGUUUGUGCACUGUAAAUACGUUGUAUAGUUGUACAAAAUGUCCCGGCACCACCGCAUGUGUUCAUCUUAUCAGAAUAAUCUACAGGGCUCAGAUGGUGCCCUGGCAUCACCGCAUGUGUUCAUCUUAUCAGAAUAAUCAACAUGGCUCAGGUGGUGUCUCGGUACCACCGCAUAGGUUCAUGAAAUCAGAAUACCAGUAAUCUACAGGGCUCAGCUGAUAUAUAGACAACAAACACGAGUUUCUCAUUGAGUCAUUCGGUGUAUAUUUUCAAUGUAAUUAGUUUUAGAAUCAUGUAAUCUGUCAAUCUUGUUUAAUACUAUGACGUAGUAGAAAUCUGUGGGUGUAAAAAAAAAAUUUGAAUAUUUUGGAUUUUAUGAGAUAUCGUCUUUUUUCAAGUUUGCUAGAAAGAUGUUAUUUAAAAAUUGACAUAUUGUAGUAACAGUGUUAUAACCACUGAUAUUUACUGGUAUCAUGCAGUAGGGAAAAUCAAUUUCUCCUUUGUUUAAAAGAUUUCUACAAAUUGUAACGACAUGUAUAUUUAUUGUCAUAUAUAAUUUUAGAUUGGUGUGGCGUGUACAAAUAAUUUUAUAACACAUUCAUAAUGGGUACAGGACUUCUUUCUUUUGAUUUCGAACUUCUCUCCAUCUCUUACUUUUGAUAUAAAGGUGUUGAAAUAUAUAUGAUGAAUGCAAGCAAAAAAAAUUUUUUUUUGCUGUGCACAAAUACCGGUACCAAAUCUUAUCUUUGAAUAAGAAGUUGAUGGUCUUCAUGUCAAGAUUUUAAGUUUCUGAUAAGUGUUUUAAUCAUGUGCAAUUCAAAUAGAAAUGUAACUUUUGUUUUUUAGAUUCAAGGAGUACAGUUAUUAGAAUAAUAUGUACAUACAUCUUUUGACAAUUUUAUGUUUCUAAUUCUAAGUUUUGUUUCAUUGUGUAAUUCAAUGUCAAAUUUUGCAGAAAAGAAUAAAAGAAUUUUUGUCUUGAAGGCUAUAAA
Messenger RNA from Ostrea edulis (European flat oyster), 3340 nucleotides. Its product is annotated as rac GTPase-activating protein 1-like. Lineage: Eukaryota; Metazoa; Mollusca; Bivalvia; Ostreida; Ostreidae. Gene Ontology annotation, biological process: signal transduction. The transcript has 21 exons. The coding region runs from base 126 to 2069 and encodes 647 amino acids. The record is from RefSeq and is a predicted model, not a curated record.